AUGAAGUUCAAGACAGCGAGCGGUGAAAACAUCGCAGACCAUGGGCCCAUCAAGUUGAAGGGCACCACGUCGACCGGGAACAAUGCAACACUGCAUGGUCGUCUGGCGGACGUCCAUCGUGUUCUUGGUUCGGCUUCGGAUAUUUGCAAGACUCACCACGCCGUCCUCGGAGACAAUGGUGGGUAUCUUAUCCCGAAGCAAAAUGCGUUUGGCAAGGAGUUCAACAUGAUGAUGCGAAAGCUGGUGAGAAAAUACCGCGACGACCCCCGCAGCGCUACCAGACUCCACGUAAGGAGCUGGUGUGUACAUUGCAUGCGCGCACGCGGCAAUGUGCAAAGCCAUCCAAGAACGGUUCGUUCUGGAGAGGGAGAAGUACCAACCUUGCACGCCGACUACUUCUUCCUAGGCAGCGACGGAGAACGAGAGGACAUCAUGCCGCACCUAGUGGUGCGAUGCGACAGAACCAGAAGGACAUGGGCAACCUCGUUGCCGCAGAAAGGAGUCCACCCUUUCAACACAAACUGGUUUUGUUCCAUAGUGCGUGAAGCAGGAUGGAAACGCAUGAUACUCUUUUCAGAUGGCGAACCAGCGCUUGUUGCACUAAAGCAAGCCGUGGUCGAAAACAUGAGGGACGUUGAGAUCACUUUGAAGGAAUCGCCUACGUCUGUCAACGAAGAGAACGCGCCGAGCAAUGGCUAUGCUGAAUGUGCGGUUCGAGAGGUAAAGAGAAUGAUUCGAGCUACGCUGUCGGACUUGGAAAGCAAGCUACAGCUCAAGAUCGACCCGAACCACAGCAUACUUACGUGGAUAGCGAGACACGCAGCGUUUCUGUUGACAAGGUUUCGAAUAGGUGACGACGGCAAGAGCGCCUAUCAAAGAGCCGUGGGAAGAGAAUGGAGAAGGCCCACUGUGGUGUUUGGCGAGCAGAUCUUGUUCAAGCCUGUGGGUGCUUUGGGCAAGAAAAGAAGCUCACCGUUGGAACCGCGAGUAGCAAUGGGACGAUAUGUGGGGACAGCGAGUAGGAACGCGGACCUCCUCGUGAUGACACCCACUGGAGUCGUCAAAGGACAUUCUCUCCAUAGGCGAGCCGAAGAAGACCGAUGGUCGAAGGAAGGAUUCGACCAGCUGAGAGGUCUACCGUGGAAAUGGACCAAUCCAGUCGAACGUGCGCCACCGAACCGAGUGGACAUGCCGGAACUUGUGGGAGAACAGCCAAAGCCUGAUCCGAAAGAGUUUAGAGCGAGAAGCCUCUAUGUACUCAAGUCGGACUUGGCGAAGUAUGGCUACACCACACUGUGCCCCGGCUGCAGAUGUUGGAUUUGCCACAGCGAAGCCACAAUGAGGAAUGUCGAUUUCGCAUUCAGAGUCAACCUGCAGAAGGAGAGGUUGCAGCUGAAGAAGCUGCAGGAGCACCAUUGGAACGUCCAAGCCAAAUGCAGGUGGACAACCCAAGUCGAGAGUCACGAAAGCGAGAAGCGGAAAGACAUGUCGAAGAUCUUUAUCAUGAAGAACAAGAAACAGAUGAGCCCGACAUUGUCAGAGCAAACAUUCAAGGUGGAAGUUCAGGAUCUGCAGGUGAAAGAUCCAGAGCAGUUGGACGAUGUGAGCUACCUGGAACAUGAAUUCCACUCGCGAGGCAUGCGAUGCACAAGAAAGGAAGCAGAAGUGAUAUCCAACCUGGUUGGUUCACUAGGUGUGGAUGUCAAAGCAUCUGUUCCUUUGAAUGAAGGACUGUGCCUAAGUGUGGAAGACAAGGGCUGGCGACUUCAGAAGCAAGAUGAAGUUGAAGCCUUGUUCAGAAAGCUCGAAGAAGAGAAGCCAACGCUCGUGGUGGGACUACCGCCCGAUGGACCAUUUGCGGGAGUCCAACGAAGCUACAAUUCUCUUCAGAAGGCGAGCAAAGAGAAAGAAAAGACAGUGCUGGAAGUUGGAAGGAAACAGGUGAGAACCUGUGUUGAAGCAUACAAGUUCCAACUAGGACAACAGAAGUACUAUCUCCAAGAAUGUCCCAAGGGUGCAAAAUCUUGGGAGCACACUCAGUACCAACAACUGAGUGAGGAGUCCUAUGUGGUCGAAGGUCCAAUUUGCAGAUGGACUGUGAACAAAAGCGGUGGAAACUUGGAAGGAAGUUCUUUCAAGAAAAGAACGAGAUGGAUCACCAACUCUGCCGCGCUAGCAGCAGCACUGCGAAAGACAUGUGCUCGAACAGGACAAGAAAGAGUCUGGAAGAGAGAACUUGCGUUCGAGGAGGGGAAAGUUGCAGCGAGACUGUGUUACCCUCCAAGACUCGUGCAAGCCAUUGCCAAAGGCAUCAAAGCACAACUGGUGCUUGAUGGUGAACUCAAAGAGCUUGGUUCAGUUGGAGGACCUGAUCCUCAUGAAGAACCGAACUUCGAAGAACAUCAUUACGAGACGUUGCCUAAGGCAGAUGAGCUCUACGUCAAAGAACCGGUCAUCGAUGCAAAUACAGGUGCAGAACUCAAUCCAAAGAAGGUAGCGAAGGCACGAUUGACAGAACUCGAAUGGGUGAAGAAACAGAACGUCUAUACCAAAGUGGACGAAGCGACUUGCUGGCAAGAAACCGGAAGACCACCCAUCACGUUGAAGUGGGUAGACAGAAACAAGGGAGACAAUGUGAACGAGAACUACAGAAGCCGACUUGUAGUUCGAGAAGUCAAGUCUCAAGGGCAAGCAGCCUUGUUGCCUGAACAUGCGUUGUUCAGCAGUAUGCCGCCACUUGAGGCAGUGAAGCUUCUGUGUUCACUCAUGACCACUCUACGCGUUUCGCGAAGAGGAGGCAAACUGUCUUUGCGGUUGAUAGACAUCAGCCGUGCCCAUUUCUACGGUCGUGCAACUCGAAGAAUCUUUGUGACACUUCCAGAAGGAGACGAAUCUCCUGGAAAGUGCGGACUUCUACUCAAGACCAUGUAUGGAACCCGUGACGCAUCAAGUACUUGGCAAAGAGACUACAGCGAACUUAUGGCAAAGCACGAUUUCCGCGCUGGAAAGGCGUGGCCAUGCAUCUUCUACAACGAGAAGGAAGAUGUCAGACUUCUGGUGCAUGGUGACGACUUCUUUUGUUUGGCAGAUGACGAAGGCCAUGCGUAUCUAGACAAAGCUCUGAGCGAACGGUAUGAGUAUCGAUGUGACGGACAUAUCGGACCAACACAUGGAGACCAAAUGGUCGUGUUGAACCGUCUGAUCUGCUAUGACAAGGAGACCGGCAAGGUUACCUAUGAAGCAGAUCCCCGUCAUGUGGAAGCUCUAGUCAGAGAGCUUGGUUUGGAAAAGGCCAAGGCUGUAAGGACACCUGCGGAAAAGAAGAAACAGGGAGAAGUAAUGAAGACCCUAGAGAUGCCACCAAUGAACGACGCGAUGCAGCGAAGCUAUCGCUCAAUAACUAUGCGAGCCGCGUUUUUGGCACAGGAUCGGCCAGAUAUCGCGGAAGCCACAAAGAGCCUAGCCAGACACAUGAAAGCACCUCAUGAAGCUGCCUGGUCGGACUUGAAGAGGCUUGGAAGAUACCUGAGUGGAAAGCCAAGACUGGUAUACGAGUACCAUCCUCAACGAUUCCAAAAGGACCUGACCGUGUACUGUGAUUCAGACCACGCUGGUUGUCUCAUCACGCGGAGGUCCACAACGGGAAUUGUGACCAUGUAUGGCUCACACUGUAUCAAGCAUAGUUCCAACGUGCAGACAACCGUGAGUCUGUCGUCUGGAGAAAGUGAGUUCUACGCGAUAGUGAAAGCCAGUGCAGUUGGACUGAGCCAACAGGCCCUACUGCACGAUUGGGGUAUCCAAGUGAACCUACGCAUCCUCAGCGACAGCAGUGCCGCAAGGGGUACGUGCUCAAGGCAAGGUCUGGGGCAAACCAGACACGUACAAACAAGAUACCUAUGGGUUCAAGAGAAAGUAGCACGCAACGAGCUCAAGCUCGAGCGAGUCGCUACGGAAAAGAACCUGUCGGAUCUGUGUACGAAACCACUGCCUGAGAUUGCCGUUGAAAAGCACUUGAAGACCAUGGGUCUGAAGCACUACGAGAAAAGAGCUGAAGGAGGAAAGCAACUGGUGUGA
Symbiodinium natans is the source of this 4074-nucleotide messenger RNA. NCBI's taxonomy places the organism in Eukaryota, Dinophyceae, Suessiales, Symbiodiniaceae. The record is from the annotation of a GenBank genome assembly.